Messenger RNA from Odocoileus virginianus texanus, 2325 nucleotides. RefSeq names its product arrestin domain containing 2 (gene ARRDC2). Gene Ontology annotation, cellular component: plasma membrane; cytoplasm. The record is from RefSeq and is a predicted model, not a curated record. Gene Ontology annotation, biological process: protein transport. NCBI's taxonomy places the organism in Eukaryota, Metazoa, Chordata, Mammalia, Artiodactyla, Cervidae.
AUGCUGUUCGACAAGGUGAAGGCAUUCGUGGUGCUACUGGAUGGUGCUGGCGCGGGCUCUGAGCCCGUGUUCAGCGGCGGCCAGGCGGUGGCCGGCAGAGUGCUUCUGGAGCUAGCGGGCCCAGCACGAGUGAGCUCCCUGAAGUUGCGCGCGCGGGGUCGCGCCCAUGUGCACUGGACCGAGUCGCGCAGCGCGGGCUCGAGCACGGCGUACACGCAGAGCUACAGCGAACGCGUGGAGGUUGUGAGCCACCGUGCCACGCUGCUCGCGCCAGGCACUGGAGAGACCACAACGCUGCCUCCGGGGCGUCAUGAAUUCCCAUUCAGCUUCCAGCUGCCACCGACGCUAGUGACUUCCUUUGAAGGCAAACACGGCAGUGUCAGAUACUGCAUCAAAGCCACCCUCCACCGGCCCUGGGUCCCUGCCCGUCGGACGAGGAAGGUGUUUACUGUCAUUGAGCCUGUGGACAUCAACACACCGGCUCUCCUGGCCCCUCAAGCCGGAGCUCGGGAAAAGAUCGCCCGAUCCUGGUACAGUAACCACGGCCUUGUCUCCCUCUCAGCCAAGAUCGACCGCAAGGGCUACACUCCAGGUGAAGUGAUCCCUGUCUUCGCUGAGAUCGACAACGGCUCCACGCGCCCCGUGCUGCCUCGGGCAGCCGUGGUCCAGACCCAGACCUUCAUGGCACGAGGUGCCCGCAAACAGAAGCGAACCGUGGUGGCUAGUCUCUCGGGGGAGCCUGUGGGCCCCGGGCGGCGGGCACUGUGGCAGGGCCGGGCUCUGCGGAUCCCUCCUGUGGGUCCUUCCAUCUUGCACUGUCGCGUGUUACACGUGGACUACGCCCUCAAGGUCUGCGUGGACAUCCCGGGCUCAUCCAAGCUGCUCUUGGAGCUCCCACUGGUCAUCGGCACCAUCCCCCUGCACCCUUUCGGCAGCCGCUCAUCCAGCGUGGGCAGCCAUGCCAGCUUCCUGAUGGACUGGGGGCUGGGGGUCCUGCCAGAGCGUCCUGAAGCCCCUCCCGAGUACUCCGAAGUGGUGCCCGACGAGGAGGUGGCAGCCAUGGAGCAGAGCCUCUUGCCACUACUGCAGGACCCUGACGUGAGCAUGGAAGGCCCCUUCUUUGCCUACAUCCAGGAGUUCCGCUACCGCCCACCGCCCCUGUACUCCGAGGAGGAUCCAAACCCACCCUCUGAGGCCAGGAGGCCCCGCUGCAUGACCUGCUGAGUGUCAAGUGGAAACGUCAAAGAAUAAGGUGUUUACACAUGCUUCCAGCCACCACGGACAUAGCAAGGAGUGGCUGGAUGAAGAACAGACUGGGCUGACUACAUUGAAGUUGGGGAAACUGAGUCUCAGAACAAAACAGGGCCAUUCCAACAUCACACAGAGGAAGAGCCAGUCUGGAGUCUUGACAUAUCUGGACUGGCCCUCAUAAGGUACCAGAUACCCACAGUAGGAUCUGAAAAACCAUUCAACCUGUCUGUGUUGGCCUGUGUUCCCUCAGAAGCCUCCAGUCUGGGAGCUACAGAACCAGACAUAAAUACUUCCAGACCCACAGGACCAAAGGAAAGGACCCAGAGCUGGGAGAGUCCAGAGAGGGAGUGGAGAAGGCUUCCUGGGGAAAGGGCAUUUUAGCUAAGGCUUUGAUGUGUGAAUAAGAGCUUGGUAGGCAGGUAAGCAAGAGGAAAAGUCGAAGAAGGUCCGAGCUGACUGAUGUUUGGAGACCGUCCCCUUCAUUUUUGGAGUGGGGUUCAGAGAGCAAAUGCCUCAGUCGAGGCCAUACUGCAAGGUCCGGGAGGAAAGAGGGCCCAGGAAUGAGGCAUUCAGGAAAGCAGGUCAUCAGGGCUGUGUGGGGCUGAAGGGUGGCAGGUGCAGCAACUCCAGCCUUAAAACCUUUGACAACCAGAGACUCCUGCCCCAGACUGGAGUGCCUGGGCCCCUCCUCACGCUCCAGGACAUGAGCACUGCCUGGGUACUGCCUGGCCUGAAAAACACAGGUUCGAAGGAGGACAGACAAGACCGGCUACAUAACUUGCAGAAUGAAAACGUGGGGCUACUUGUUCAGGAAUUGAGAAUUUCAAGACAGGGACAGCAGAGCAUUAAACCAGGCUAUGGGGACAGAGGUCAGCCUGGGGGGCAGAGAAGGGCCACAGUAUGCUUCUGAACACCCCCUGUGUCCCAGAGGGACAAUAUGAUGGGGCAGCUGGACAAGCCUCCAAGUGCAGAGACCCGGCUGAGGCAGGGCCCCCGCCUGGGACUCCACCUUUCUGAUAAGCCUUAAGUUGUUCUCUUUUGUACAUUUUUUAAAAAAAUAAAAAUCACAGAGGA